GUAAUCGGCUUUGCAAUCGCACUUAACCUUCUCUUCCCAAAAGUCCCUCUAGUCGCAGGAUGCGCCAUUUCCAUCGCAGAUGUCAUGGUCAUUCUACUCUUCUACAACCCUGAUAAGUCUAUGCGAGGUCUCAGAAUAUUCGAGUACUUUAUUCUGUGCCUGGUUAUGGGAGUGGUCAUAUGCUUCUGUAUUCAGUUGUCGUUGAUACAGAACACUUCAGUCGGGGAGGUGUUCAAAGGCUAUUUGCCAUCAAAGAGCAUCGUUGAGCAACAAGGGUUGUAUCAGGCAUGCGGUAUUCUGGGCGCGACAGUCAUGCCGCACAGCCUGUACCUAGGCUCAGGCAUUGUUCAACCUCGACUACGCGAAUACGAUGUCAAGCGAGGACUCGUCCCUCGCCGCCCAUCCCCAAGCAGUACAUCCGGCAAUCAGGUCUCCGAAAAGACCUAUUAUAUCCCAUCGCUCGAAGCUAUCCAAUCCUCACUCAAGACUUCCAUAGCUGAGCUUGCCAUCGCUCUCUUCACCUUUGCGCUCUUCGUCAACUCGGCUAUCCUGAUCGUUGCCGGUGCCUCUUUAUACAAGAACCCAGACGCCGUUGACGCCGAUAUCUUCAGCAUACACGAUUUGCUCGCAUCGUCAAUCUCCCCCGCGGCGGGAAUCUUGUUUGCACUGGCUCUGCUGUUAUCUGGCAUCACGGCGGGUAUUGUCUGCACUAUCGCCGGCCAGAUGGUCAGCGAGGGUGCUCUCAACGUCAAGAUGCGUCCUUGGUUACGACGAUUGAUGACAAGAAGCAUUAGCAUCACGCCGAGUAUCAUUAUCGCUGGUGCAGUGGGUCGGUCUGGUCUGAACGCUGCCCUCAACGGCUCGCAGGUGGCCUUGAGUAUCGUUCUUCCCUUUGUCACAGCACCUCUCAUUUACUUCACGAGCAGGAAUAAGUUCAUGACUGUUAGAUUCGGUCCUGCACGACUGCAAGUUGAAGGACAACCAACGUUGGUGACGGGACAUAGGAAUGAAGGGGAUGAUGUGAAAAUGCGAAAUGCAUGGUAUACUACUGCUAUUGCAGUUGUGAUAUGGUUGAUUAUUGCCAUUAUGAACGUAGCUAAUCUGGUGCUGCUGGGCGAGGGACAGUAG
This is a messenger RNA of Fusarium oxysporum Fo47, 1128 nucleotides long. Its product is annotated as NRAMP family. Gene Ontology annotation, cellular component: membrane. NCBI's taxonomy places the organism in Eukaryota, Fungi, Ascomycota, Sordariomycetes, Hypocreales, Nectriaceae. The transcript has 2 exons. Gene Ontology annotation, molecular function: manganese ion transmembrane transporter activity; cadmium ion transmembrane transporter activity. The record is from RefSeq and is a predicted model, not a curated record. Gene Ontology annotation, biological process: iron ion transport; intracellular manganese ion homeostasis. The annotation marks the transcript as partial.